AUGGAAUCUACUGGGGCCCCCGGAGCCUCUGACCAUGCCCACCCACCUAAUUAUUCGGCUAAAGAUGGAGGCUCAGGCAUUGACACAAAAAACGAUGAUGAAACCGCACUGCCCGGUGAACUUAUCUCGGCAGGAUCCCAACAUCUACAUCGCCGGUUGGGCGGUAAGGAAGUGCAAUUGCUCGCGGUCGGUGGCGCUAUUGGAACAUCACUCUUUGUCCAAAUGGGCGCCUCUCUUCCUAAGGGCGGGCCUGCCGGACUAUUCCUAGGUUUCGUGGCAUAUGGCACCAUUGUUCUAUCCGUAAACCAGUGCUUUGCUGAAAUGGUCACAUAUCUUCCAAUCGCAUCGCCGUUUGUUCGGCUCUCUGGAUUUUGGGUCGAUGAUGCUCUGAGCUUCGCUAUGGGGUGGAACUAUUUCUUCCUGAUGGCAUUCGCAAUUCCUUACGAAAUCACAGCGAUUGAUGUACUUCUAGGCUAUUGGACUGACAAAAUACCCAUCGGGGCCGUCGUAGUGGUUUGCUUGGUGAUUUAUGCUGUCCUGAACGGGCUGGCCGUGCGCUAUUUUGGUAUUACUGAAUUCUAUCUUUCCAUAUUCAAAGUUUUCCUGAUGUUCGGUUUGAUGAUGUAUACCUUCAUCACUAUGGUCGGUGGAAACCCACAUCAUGAUUCGUAUGGUUUCAGAUACUGGAAGAAUCCAGGAUCGUUUGUCAAACAUCUGGCGCCCGGAAACACCGGUCGCUUUCUUGGAGUGCUAUCUUGCAUGAUUCAAGGAUCCUUCACCAUGGUUGGGCCGGAAUUUAUUUCCAUGGCAGCCGCCGAAGCAGAGAAUCCCCGCAAACUUAUGAAAAGAGCCUACGACUCGUUUGUAUGGCGUCUCAUGUUUUUCUUCCUUGGGGGUGCUCUUUGCGUUGGUAUCGUUAUUCCAUAUGACGAUGAACUUUUGAGCCAGUAUAUUUCUGGUAGCAAAUCAGGAAGUGGAACCGGAGCUGCUUCGCCUUAUGUUAUCUCGAUGGUAGAAUUCGGCAUCAAGGGCGUUCCCGACCUAGUCAACGCUUUGAUCAUGACAUCGGUUCUGUCAGCCGGCAAUAACGUUGUUUUCUCAGCUGCGAGAACUCUUCACGGCAUGGCAGUAGACGGUAAAGCUCCAUCUCUAUUUGCCAAAUGUAACAAAUUCGGCAUCCCAUAUUACGCAGUAAUUGCAGCCCUUUCGUUCUGCUUAUUGUCCCUCUUGCAACUAAGCAAGUCAUCAUCGACGGUGCUUGACUGGCUAGUCGGAAUUUGCACGGCCUCGUACCUCCUGAAUUACUUUGGAACAGUACUCACCUAUUUGCAUUUCCAUGAAGCUUUGAAGAAACAAGGUGUUGAUAGGGAUACCCUGCCUUAUAAAGGGCGUUUUCAGCCAUAUGCCGCGUGGUACGCCCUUGUUGGAACAUUUAUCAUGACGCUGAUUCUUGGAUAUAAUGUUUUCAUACACGGUCAGUGGGAUAUUACGACGUUCUUCACGAACUAUACCAUGGUUGGGUUCUUUCCCGUUGCGUACUUAUUUUGGAAGAUUGUUAAGCGUACCAAGUACGUCAGACCUGGAACGGCCGAUCUCAAUCUUGGAACUUUGAAGGAAGAGAUAGAUCUAUAUGAGGCGCUCUACGAGCCUCCAAGGCGAGGAAAGAUCGGCACAUAUUUUAACAAGUUCUUUGAAUAG
This is a messenger RNA of Penicillium waksmanii, 1698 nucleotides long. RefSeq names its product general amino acid permease (agp2). Gene Ontology annotation, cellular component: membrane. Gene Ontology annotation, molecular function: amino acid transmembrane transporter activity. The record is from RefSeq and is a predicted model, not a curated record. The coding region runs from base 1 to 1698 and encodes 565 amino acids. Gene Ontology annotation, biological process: amino acid transmembrane transport. The transcript has 8 exons. NCBI's taxonomy places the organism in Eukaryota, Fungi, Ascomycota, Eurotiomycetes, Eurotiales, Aspergillaceae.